Saccostrea cuccullata (small rock oyster) is the source of this 461-nucleotide messenger RNA. RefSeq lists its product as uncharacterized. NCBI's taxonomy places the organism in Eukaryota, Metazoa, Mollusca, Bivalvia, Ostreida, Ostreidae. The coding region runs from base 96 to 446 and encodes 116 amino acids. The transcript is spliced from 4 exons. The record is from RefSeq and is a predicted model, not a curated record.
ACCGUUGCGUUGUGGUUACUGUCGUUAGUUACUCACUUCGAUCAGUUGCGAGGAGACGUGUUUUUCUCAGUGCGACAAAAAUCUCAAAUAUCACAAUGAAAAGACAAAGAUCUUCUGAAAGAAAGAGCAAGAGUGUGUCUAAGAGGCGCCGUGUAGAGGCCUCUUCAGAUGACAGUCGUCAGUGGUACGAGGUGAUGCUUGCCCUGGCGGCCAAAUCAGCUCGUGAACUGACCAGUGCCAUCAACAGUUCUGAGGAGCGUAGGGAGCUUCCUACUAUACCACAACCUACGCAUCACAUUGAGUGGCUGGCCAGAGUCAAUUUUAAGCACAGACCAGUGCGCCGCUAUGACAUACCAGAACAGAGACGUCGUGACGUACCAGAACAGAGACGUCAUCACAAGGUCUCCAAGAAACAGGACUUGAAUUCCUCAUUUUAUGUCUUUUGAAGAGGAGAACGAUAC